AUGUUAAACAGCAUUUCUAGAGAUGGUGUUGGUAAAAAUAUAGUUCAAUGUCCUGAUAAGGAAAUUUCAGUAAGAAUGACUCAGUGUAUAAUUAAAGCAAAAAAAUCUAAUGAUUCUGUUGGUGGAACUGUAACAUGUGUUAUUCGUAAUGUACCAUCAGGAUUGGGUGAACCAUGUUUUGAUAAGUUAGAAGCUAAAUUAGCACAUGCAAUGUUUUCAAUCCCUCUACCAAAGGAUUUGAGAUUGGAAGUGGCUUCCAAGGGAGAAUCAAUCACAAACGAAUUCUUGUUGCAAGAGGCCAUCAUGAUCCUUGUGUUGUACCACGUGCUGUCCCAAUUGUUGAGGCAGUGGCUUGCUUUAGUUGUUAUGGAUGCACUAAUGAUUCAACAAUCACGUAAAACUGCUGCAUCAUUACUUCCACAAAUACUUAAUAUACCUGUUACAAUGUUAGGUGUUGUUCCAAUAAAAUCAUAUAAUGAAACAACAGAAAAUAAAGACUCAUAG
This is a messenger RNA of Entrophospora sp. SA101, 504 nucleotides long. NCBI's taxonomy places the organism in Eukaryota, Fungi, Glomeromycota, Glomeromycetes, Entrophosporales, Entrophosporaceae. The record is from the annotation of a GenBank genome assembly.